This is a messenger RNA of Rosa chinensis, 1933 nucleotides long. Its product is annotated as aspartic proteinase 36. NCBI's taxonomy places the organism in Eukaryota, Viridiplantae, Streptophyta, Magnoliopsida, Rosales, Rosaceae. Gene Ontology annotation, molecular function: aspartic-type endopeptidase activity. Gene Ontology annotation, biological process: proteolysis. The record is from RefSeq and is a predicted model, not a curated record. The transcript is spliced from 9 exons. Bases 245 to 1765 code for a protein of 506 amino acids.
GCAUUGUUCAAAAAACCCACAUUUCUAAUCUCACCCUCGAUCAAGAUUCAAUCAUUCUGGUUUUUGUCUGAAUUGGAGGAAGAAAAAGAGUAGCUGUUGCUGUUGCUGGGUCGUCGCCGGAUAUUGGCCGGAGAUAGACAUAUAGCUAGCCAGCUUCAACAACAAACACAUGUAUCGAAACUGAUCUAACCUUGUGCCGGAUCGCAUAGGUCAAUCUCGAUUAUAUGUUGGCUUCCAGUUUGAAAUGGAACCAAGAGGCCUAGGGGACAGGUUGGGUGGUUUCGUUGCGGUGGUGGUGGUGCUUGUUUCGGCAUUGGUCGUUAAUGUUUCCGGUAACUUGGUUUUCCCGGUGAGCCAUAAGUUUAAUGGUAGAGAGGGGGCGUCUUUGAGUGAACUUAAAGCCCAUGAUCGUCACCGUCACGCUAGAUUUCUCGGGGCCACCCAGAAUGCUGUGGAUAUGGCUUUGGGCGGCAGCACUGACCAAACUGGGCUCUACUUCACUAAACUUGGGAUUGGGAAUCCUUCACACGACUAUUACUUGCAAGUUGAUACCGGAAGUAACCUAUUCUGGGUGAGUUGCGCUGAGUGCGGCAAAGGCUGCCCUGACAGAUCUGAACUCAUUGGUGUAAAACUCACACCCUACGAUCGAAACAGUUCUUCUACUUCAAAGGUGGUAUCUUGUGGUGAUGACUUUUGCACUUCCCCAUCCGUAAAACAUAUCUCCGACUGCAAGCCAGAUGAGAAAUGCAACUACCAUCUUCAAUAUGUAGGUAAAGAUAAAACUUCCGGAUACUAUGUCAAGGAUGAUGUGCAAUUUCAGAAAGUGAGCGGGAACUUUCAAACAUCCUCCACUAGUGGAUCUGUAAUAUUCGGGUGCGGGACUCAACAAUCUGGCGUGAUGAAUGACCCUAGAGCAGCAAUUUCCGGGUUAAUUGGUUUUGACCGGGACAAUAUAACCAUGCUUUCACAGCUAGCAGCCGCAGGAAAGGUGAGGAAUAAAUUUGCACACUGCUUGGAUAGCACGAAACUAGGUGGUGGAAUCUGGGCUAUAGGUGAAGUCGUCGAACCCAAAAUGAUGCACACAUCACCUAUGGUACCAAAUCAGACUCGUUAUAAUAUUGUGGUGGAGAAAAUUGAGGUUGGAAGUGAUGCCAUAGAACUUCCUACUAGUGGUGGUGGUGAUUUGGAUGAAACAUCUGGCAGCAGUGAUCCAGACCAAAUUAUUGCAUUUUUUGACACUGGUACAACAUUGGCUCAUUUACCUCCAAAGUUGCAUGAACCAAUAGUGAAGAAGAUAUUGGCUACAGACCCUGGAUUGAAAUUCCAAAAAAAUGAUGACGGCGAGUACUCAUGUUUCGAGUAUUCCAAAAACGUUGAUGAAAAGUUUCCUAUUGUCAAGUUCACUUUCAAGAAUUCCGCUUCAUUGUGGGUGUAUCCUCAUGAUUAUUUGUUCGGUAAUGUGAAAGAGGGUGCCUGGUGUCAUGGUUGGAUGAAAUUAACUGGGGAAGACGGAGACCUCGACAUUAUUCUGGGAGAUAUGACGCUUUCGAAUAAGUUAGUCGUACACGAUCUUGAAAACCAGGUCCUUGGGUGGGCUGAUCACAACUGUUCUUCAAGCAUAAAAGUGAAAGAUGACGAGUCGGGGUCAGACUACUCGGUUCAGUACCACCAUCUUGCUUUUUCUGAUGCUUCCAGCCCAAGACUACUGAUGUCAUUCGUGUUAUUAGUAACUGCUGCUGCUGCUCUGCAAAUGAUCUCAAUAUAAAUCCAUCACUCUCAUCUCACUAGCUAGCUAUUUUCUUGGCCAACUAACGAAAAUAAUAAAUAACACAACAGCCUUCAUUCAUUAGAUGCUGGUGCACCUUAAGCAAAUCCAUGAUUGCAAAACUGUGCUUCUUGAUGAGAUUGAUUAAAGUGGAUGUCUUCUAUAAUA